AUCUGAGGAAUGGGUCUGGGGCAGCAGAGAUCCCUUCUGGCAUCUGUCUCACAGCUGCUUCUUCUCUUUUACAGUGCGCUGCACACCAGGAUCUCCUCUACGGCCCAUCGAGUGACCAGCAGCUAUGUCCAAGGCACCUUAGACAUUCCUCUCCUCACCAAAACUGUGGGCCAGUGCCUGGAUGAGACGGUCCAGCGGUUUCCUGACCGCGAUGCCUUGGUGUUCUGCCGGGACGGGGUUCGGAAAACAUUUGCUCAAUUCAAAGAGGAAGUAGACCAGGCAGCAGCUGGACUUCUGGCUCUCGGCCUGAAGAAAGGAGACCGCCUGGGAGUGUGGUGUCCUAACAGAUACGAGUGGGUUCUCAUGCAGUUUGCCACUGCUCAGGCAGGAAUCAUCCUGGUAUCUGUGAAUCCAGCGUAUCAGGCUGCUGAGCUGGAGUUUGUGAUCAGGAAGGUCGGCUGUAAGGCGCUGAUGUUUCCCACACAAUUUAAAACACAGAAAUACUAUGAUAUCCUAAAGCAGACAUGUCCCGAGCUAGAGAAAUCCAGCCCAGGGGGAAUAAAGAGCAAAAGGCUGCCCGACUUAUCCAUUGUCAUUAUGGUGGACUCCAGGCUGCCUGGCACCUUCCACAUGAGCGAGGUGAUGCAGGCUGGGGACAGCAGCCAUAUGAAGCAGCUAAGAGCCCUGCAGCAGACCCUGUCCUGCCACGAGCCCAUCAACAUCCAGUUCACUUCAGGGACAACGGGAAGCCCAAAAGGAGCCACCCUCUCUCACAGAAACAUUGUGAAUAAUGCGAACCUGAUUGGCAUGAGGCUGGGCGUCUCGGAGCAGGACUAUCGUAUCGGCAUCCCCGCUCCCCUCUACCACUGCCUGGGCUCUGUGGGAGGCUGCAUGGUGACCGCCCUGCAUGGCUCCUGCUGCAUCUUCUCAUCUCCCAGCUUCGAGGGAAAGGCUGCACUGGAGGCAGUGUCGAGAGAGAAAUGCUCCUUUCUGUAUGGCACUCCAACCAUGUUUAUAGAUAUGCUCUCCCAGCCAGACUUCAACUCCUACGACUUGUCGUCCCUGCGGGGAGGAGUCAUUGCAGGUUCCCCUGUUCCCCCUGAAAUCAUGAAGAUGAUUAUGACAAAAAUGCACAUGCCGGAGAUUGUGGUCGCCUAUGGAACCACAGAAAACAGCCCUGUCACCUUCAUGGGAUUCCCAGAUGAUGACUUUGACAAAAAAACUGAGACUGUGGGAUGCAUCUUCCCCCACACAGAGGCAAAGAUUGAGGAUCCAGCAACCGGGGAGGCUGUACCUCUAAACACUCCUGGGGAACUUCAGAUCCGUGGCUACUGUGUCAUGCUGGGCUACUGGGACGACCCCUCCAAAACAAGCGAAGUGAUCUCUGAUGAUAAGUGGUACAAGACUGGGGACCUUGCGAGUUUGGAUGAGCAGGGCUACUGCAAAAUCAUAGGUCGCUGCAAGGACAUGAUUAUUCGGGGAGGAGAGAACAUCUACCCAGCGGAACUUGAGCAGUUUCUCCACACCCAUCCCAAGGUGGAGGAGGCCCAGGUGGUUGGCGUGAAGGAUUCGCGGAUGGGAGAGGAGAUCUGUGCCUGCAUUCGAGUGAGAGCUGGGCAGAGGUGCACAGAGGAGGAGAUUAGAGCGUUCUGCAAGGGGAAGAUCUCUCAUUUCAAGAUCCCCCGGUACAUCGUGUUUUUGAAUCAGUAUCCGCUCACUGUCUCAGGCAAGGUUCAGAAAUACAAGUUGAGAGAACAGAUGGAGAAGCAUCUUGAGCUCUGAGCUCGGGAAGGUGGAACCAAGACAGUGAUAAAUAGGAACCACCCCAG
Messenger RNA from Tinamus guttatus (white-throated tinamou), 1829 nucleotides. The record is from RefSeq and is a predicted model, not a curated record. Lineage: Eukaryota; Metazoa; Chordata; Aves; Tinamiformes; Tinamidae.